GGGGCACUUUUCGGGCUAUAAAAGUAAUGGCAUUUUCCAGCUACGGUAUCAAAUCAGUUCUAGCAACCCUUUAGUGCAGAAGUGCAUCGCAGUCGCAGUUUACACAGUUUAUCUGUUAAAAUCAACCACCCCCAAAUAACCAACAAGAUGAAAUCCUUCAUUGCUCUGUUCGUCAUCCUGGCCAUCGCUGCCGUCUAUGGCGCUGAGGAGACCAAGACCACCGAGAAGCGAGGCAUCUACGGUGGAUUGGGCUACGGAUACCCCGGCUACGGUGGCUACUACGGUGGACUCGGUGGAUACGGAGGACUGGGCUAUGGUGGAUACCACUCUGCUGGAUACUACGGUGGAUACCCAGCUGGUGGUGCAGGAUACCUCGGCGGGCACGGAUACUACAGCGGCGGUCUGCACGGAUACCCAUACGGAGGACUGGGCUACCACGGAUUCCACUAAGCGGCGACGACGAGGACGAUGACGAUGAGCUCCUAUGCGAAACAAGGCUGUUCCUUUCCAACCCACCAAAACGAUGUGUCUACACUAUGAGGCGAAGACUUUCCAACACACUACAACAUCUUCCAUUCGUUGGGACCAACGCGUGUGUAAAAUGAAGUAUUCAACAACAGAACGAACAUCACUAUCGGACGACAUGUAUAUUUUUUAUAUCCAGAUUUUUAUACGUCUACUACUCUCCUUUUAUACUCAAUAUCGACGAAGCCGAUACACUGUCAGUGAUGUAGUGUUUCAAAAUUUUACCAAUGUGUAAAUACUUGUGAUGAUUUACUAUUUCGUACGACAUCUUUUACUCUUUUACCCCCAUUCUAGUAUGUAGAUUUUGUACAGUACAAUAAAAAAAACGUUUAAAACUCGAAAA
Aedes albopictus (Asian tiger mosquito) is the source of this 868-nucleotide messenger RNA. RefSeq names its product prisilkin-39. NCBI's taxonomy places the organism in Eukaryota, Metazoa, Arthropoda, Insecta, Diptera, Culicidae. The record is from RefSeq and is a predicted model, not a curated record. The coding region runs from base 148 to 450 and encodes 100 amino acids. The transcript is spliced from 3 exons.